Messenger RNA from Neltuma alba, 1005 nucleotides. Its product is annotated as G-type lectin S-receptor-like serine/threonine-protein kinase LECRK3. The transcript has 2 exons. Lineage: Eukaryota; Viridiplantae; Streptophyta; Magnoliopsida; Fabales; Fabaceae. The coding region runs from base 1 to 1005 and encodes 334 amino acids. Gene Ontology annotation, biological process: recognition of pollen. The record is from RefSeq and is a predicted model, not a curated record.
AUGGUCAUUUCUCUGAAUCCCCUUCUACUUUGUGCACUUCUUCUGUUUCCGCCACCUACUUGUGUUUUUGCCCAAACCAGAUUCACUCAUUGCAGCAGACAGCAAAUCCAUAUGGGUGCUUUCACCUUCUGGAGAUUUUGCCUUUGGAUUUCAACCACUGAAAGAAUAAUAAUUCUUUCUUGCCCUUCAUCUGGUAUGCUAAGAUUGCAAACACAACCAUUGGCUGCUAACCUUUAUGGUACUGUUCUUCAUGGCCCCUUGAAUGACUUCAGCAGCUCUGUUCUUAAAGAUAGAAGCUUGAACUCUGUUUGGGAUAACUUUAAGGAUCCUACAGACACCAUAUUGCUCUCACAGAUUUUAGGAAGAGGAGGAGUGCUUUCUACUAGAAAAUCAGAGACAGAUUUCGCCGGGGCAAAAUUCCAACUUGUACUUCAAGAUUAUGGUAAUCUAGUGAUGCAUUCCAUAAGCUUACCAUCUGGGUAUCCUAAUGAAAAUUAUUUUGAGACCUAUAUUGUUGAGUCUGAAACAAGUAGCCCUAGCAUUGAACUAGUCUUCAACAAAUCAGGAGAGUUGCAUGUUUUAAGAGAGAAUAAUGAUACGUAUACCUUCUCAACAUCCUCUCCCAAUCAAUUUUAUGUUGGAGUUACUCUUGAUUAUGAUGGAGUUUUCAGGUUCUAUCGACAUCCAAAGAAUUCCUAUUGCAAUGAAACUUACAUUACUCUCUGGUCCUGGCCAGAUAAUAUCUGUCACGCAUUAGUUAGUGAAGGAACAAGCGUUUGUGGAUACAAUAGCAUUUGCUCUUCGGUUGAUAAUAAUAGGCAAGUUUGUAGAUGCCUAGAAGGUUAUUCUCCUAUAGAUCCUCAAAAUCCAUUUGAUAACAGUAAACCAGAUUUCGUAAACAGUAAAGAAGACGAGUCCAGUCAAAAGAAACAGGGUGUUCAUGAGACCCAGAUGUCAGCUAUGCCUAUCCAAAAUUGCAGAAAAAAUGCCUUGCUAGUCAAAUAA